AUGAAGGCUCGAAGUUGCUAUAAUUAUAUGUCGCACCCUCAAACUGGAAAUCAUGGAUCCCCCAUUGCUAGUAUUAAAUACAAAGCAAUAAACGAGGAUGUGUUGAUAGAAAUUAUGUUGCGUCUGCCCAUAAAAUCUUUGUUGAGACUCAGAACUGUCUGCAGAUUCUGGCGUGACGUUAUCGAUUCUCCAUAUUUCAGAAAACUGCACACUCUCAAUGACAACAACCUGCCAGAUGACACAGUAUAUAUACAAAUUUCUUUUGAUCAUGAUGAUGAUAUUAAGCCGAACAAAGUAUUAGUAAAUCUCCAACUCCAACACAACCACAAGGAUUUAAUGUCAUAUGAAUAUGCUAACAUCUAUUGGGAAUUAGUACCUACGAUAGUUGGGUCGGUUAAGGGUCUAACCUGCAUUAACCCCAGGAAUAUUACGAUUCCUAUAGCUAUAUGCAAUCCUUUUCUAGGCCAAGUCAAAAAUCUCCCACUUACAUCUUUUGGCCCCUCAUGUAAAAUAGGACAACGAUCCGUUGCAAUUGGUUUCGACGAAGAUUACAAAGUGGUGCAGGUGCUUACGUGUCUUAAGCACCGAUGUCUCCAUGCUCAACUGUAUUCAAGGACGGCAGAUUCUUGGAGGGAGUUGGCCGUAGAAUGCAGCAUCACUUAUAGAACUGAAUUUCACAAGGUUAGUCCCAUAAAAUCAAGUUGCAAGAAUGGCCACUUUGCGCACUGGUGUAUGGGAGGGCAUGAUUUUACGUCGAGAAUACUGUCCUUUGACAUGAAGAAUGAAGUGUUUCGGAUAAUCACGUUGCCAACUGUUUUAGGUGAGUGUUCGAUUUUCGCAGAAGAUGAGCACUCAUUUCGCUACUUUAGCUUUGGAUGUCAGACUGGUGUUAGAUUUGUGAAGAUUUGUGAGUCGAGAUGUGAAGGAAGCAAAUUCAGUUGGAAUCGUAUGAUGAUUGAUGCGUCAGUGCCCUUUGCGGCACCUGAUCAGUGGAGGGCUGGUUUUGUGUUUUUCGAGCUUCAGUCCUGCAAAUGGGGAUCGUUUGUUUAUGAUUAUUGUGCACGUGAGUUCGUCUGCAGGCAUUACUUGCCAUCGUCGAACUCAAGGUUUAUUGAGUGCAAAGGAAGCUUCGUUUCAGUUUGA
This is a messenger RNA of Salvia splendens (bonfire salvia), 1143 nucleotides long. Its product is annotated as putative F-box protein At3g47150. Gene Ontology annotation, molecular function: protein binding. Bases 1 to 1143 code for a protein of 380 amino acids. The transcript has a single exon. Lineage: Eukaryota; Viridiplantae; Streptophyta; Magnoliopsida; Lamiales; Lamiaceae. The record is from RefSeq and is a predicted model, not a curated record.